Pseudo-nitzschia multistriata is the source of this 1366-nucleotide messenger RNA. Lineage: Eukaryota; Bacillariophyta; Bacillariophyceae; Bacillariales; Bacillariaceae. The record is from the annotation of a GenBank genome assembly.
AAUCUUCAACAGCAUCAAUUUUUGACAGUCAAUCCUUCAGGCCACAAGACAUUCAAAGAUUCAGAGUCGGUUGUCACUGAAGAAGCCGACGAUACCCCAAGUAGACUUGUAUUGAGAGGUCAAAUUUCUCCCCCGAUUUUCCUUUCGUCUGUUGUUUAUGGCCACUUGUCCCCAUUCAAUCCACGAAAUAAUUGUCAACAACCAAGAUGAUGUCACUGCAUAGGAUCUCCUUCAUUCUUCUUUUCGUGUGCGGCCUUUUCAAGUCUUCCGUAUGCCUGGUUCCUGCAAAGAGAGUCAAAGGAAGCCAGCCUCCCAUGCAAGUUUUGAACAGAGCAAGGCAGCUGAUUCAAACUCCACCGGUGGCAUUUGGUUCGACCUUAUCUACGACCGCCAUCUUUGCGUCUUCCGACACGGACGACGAUAUUGCCUCCAUGAGGGCCGGGGUAAUUAAAAAAGAGCUCGAAAGUUAUGGGAUCUCAACUGCUGCAUUGUUCGAAAAAUCCGAAUUAGUCCAGGCACUACAAAAGGCCAGGGCUGACGGUCUCAAACCGAAAGAAACGGCCAGUAGCAGCACUGAAUCGGCGGCAUCGGCGGGUUCCACGAAAAAGAAAAAGAAACGCAGGGAUGUUGUCGAUGUUGAUGACGAAGAAGACUCUAGACCACGAGAAGAAAGACUUGCAGAAGAAUUGGAAAAAUGCAAGGGCAUGAAAGUGGGCGAGCUAAAGAAGGAACUAGAAGGCAUCGGUAUUUCGACUAAGUCCUUUUUCGAAAAGACAGAUUUUGUCAAAGCCCUCGCGGAUGCCCGUGUGGACGGUGUUGGAAAGAAAGAAAAAGAGGGAUACGCCGAAUAUACAAACGUUGAGGUGCUUACAGACGAUGCUUCGGGUCCACGACCGAAGCGUUCGGAGAGUGACAGCCAACAGCAAGGCGGCGGUAGUCCCUUUGGAGGUGGUGCUAGUCCGUUCGGAGAUAUGGGCGGCAUGGGUGGCAUGGGUGGCAUGGGCGGCAUGGGAGGAAUGGGCGGCAUGGGAGGAAUGGGAGGCAUCGCCGAUAUGUUGAAAAAUAUGGGCGGCAUGGGCGGUGGAGCUGCUGGUGGGGCUAAUCCAUUUGGAGGUAUGGGCGGUAUGGGAGGCAUGGGCGACCAAAUGGGUAAAGCUCAAGAGCUGAUGAAAAACCCGAAGGUGAUGGAACUCAUGAUGAAAGCUCAAGGAAAUCCUAAAAUUAUGAGAGCAAUGCAAGAGUGUAUGUCAAAUCCAGCCGCUUUUGCAAAGUAUCAGAAUGAUCCGGAAGUAUCGGAGCUGAUCAAGGAACUCCAAAAAGUGAUGUAAUGAACAACAUGAUUGUAAAAUAAAGCUAGAAUUACACA